AUCUGUCCGACUGUCCCUCUGAACCUUUCCCAUCACACACCGACGGCGGAUGAGAAAAGAGAAAGCGCUUCAUUGCUGACACACUAAACUAAUGGCCAUCGCAAUACGUUGCCUUAAAGUUUCAUUCUUUGGUGCAGUUCUUCGCCCCCGUUACAUUUCCCCCACAACCCCAAUUGAAAUGGAAUCCAAUUCUCUUCUUUCCUUUUUUAAUUUGGAGAUCUGCUUAUUGGUUUUUCUGAAUUGGGUUUAAUUGAACUACAAUUCGCUUCCUAUCUGGAUUUUCAUUUCAAAUUGCAAUCGAAUUAGCUCAGUAAGCCUUCAAAAAGUGCAGAUUGUGCAAACCAGUGGGGCUAUUUUUGGUUCUAUCUGAUCUCUCAUUGAAAUUAUUAACUAGUUGAGUUUAUUUUGGAAUUCUGUUUUGAUUUGUUUGCCCCUUUUGUUGUGUAUUUGGCUGAAGCAUAAAAAAUGGGCGAUGCUUUGGGUUCUGAUUUGUUCAGUGAUCUUCCUCAGAGCAUCGUGGAGAGCAUCCUGGUGCGGCUUCCAAUAAGGGAUGCUGUGAAAACUAGCAUCUUAUCGAGCAAAUGGAGGUACAAAUGGGCUUCCAUUACUCAACUUGUCUUCGACGAAAAAUGCGUCGAUAGUUGCAGUGACCGAGAUGUUGUUGAGAAAAGUGUUGUCAAGUUCAUCACCAGAUUGUUGUUUCUUCACCAAGGACCAAUUCAUAAGUUCCAAAUCACGAUUUCGUACUUGCAGAGCUGCCCCGAAAUAGACCAGUGGAUUCUUUUCCUUUCAAGGAAUGAUAUUAAGGAAUUGGUUCUUGAAUUAGGAGAAGGCGAAUUCUUCAGGAUACCAUCCUGCCUUUUCAAUUGUAAGAAAUUGUCUCGCCUCGAGCUUUUUCGAUGCGAGUUGGAUCCGCCUCUUAGUUUUAAGGGAUUCUUGUGUUUGAGGAGCCUAAACCUUCAUCAAGUUCUGAUAUCGCCGGAUGCAAUCGAAGGCCUCAUUUCCAACUGCCCUCUCUUAGAGAGCUUAUCAUUGUCGUACUUUGAUAGCUUAGCUCUUAGUAUCCGCGCUCCCAACCUCAAGUACUUGUAUCUUGAAGGUGAAUUCAGGGACAUAUGUCUUGAUGAUACUCCACUUCUCGUUGAAAUCUCCGUUGCUAUGUAUAUGACUGAUGACAUUGCUGAGCACUUUGAGCAGAGCGCAAGUUGCAAUUUUCUUAAGUUUCUUGGUGGCGUGCCUAACCUUGAAAGGCUUGUUGGCCAUAUCUACUUCACAAAGUAUUUGAGCAUAGGUAAUGAUCCAGGAUGUCUUCCAAUAAUAUACAAGAAUUUGGAGAUCAUCGAGUUAAAUCAAGUAAGUUUUGAAGAUAUGAAAGAGAUACUCGUUGUUCUUCGCUUGAUUACCAGCUCUCCCAAUCUAAAGGAACUUCAAAUUUCAGGUUCAUCAAACAUACCAAGUGCCACAGAUGCACCAGACUUGGAUUUUUGGGAGAAAGAGUGCUCUUCAAAAUGUAGACUAAGCCAUCUUAGAGUCGUGCAGUUGACAGAUAUGUGUGGUGUGCCACAUGAGAUGGAGCUUAUCAAAUUCUUGCUUGCCUCAUCUCCUGUGCUUGAGACAAUGAGUAUCAUUCCUUGUGUAUAUGUUGUGGAAAGUCAAUUAAAAAUGUUAACCGAAUUGGUGAAGUUCCGACGUGCUUCUGCCAAAGCAGAAAUUGUUUUUGUCCGUGAGUAAUCAAUCUUGUGGACUAGGUUAUGAAAUGCAUUAUUAUAUAUGUCAAUGUCACCUUCUGUGGUUGUAGUGUGUAUAACAACAUUCUGAAAUAAGACUACUUGUAAAUUAUCAAGCAAAAGUAGAAAUUUGUAUCUAUGGAUGGAAAAACGAAUACAUAUAUAUGCAGGAUAGAUGAAUUUGUCAAUUUUCACCAAUUUCCCAUCAUCCAUGGUUGCUGUUCUUGCCAUUUUUA
Arachis stenosperma is the source of this 1963-nucleotide messenger RNA. RefSeq names its product F-box/FBD/LRR-repeat protein At1g13570. The transcript is spliced from 3 exons. The coding region runs from base 466 to 1731 and encodes 421 amino acids. Gene Ontology annotation, molecular function: protein binding. Lineage: Eukaryota; Viridiplantae; Streptophyta; Magnoliopsida; Fabales; Fabaceae. The record is from RefSeq and is a predicted model, not a curated record.